Messenger RNA from Cryptomeria japonica (Japanese cedar), 3041 nucleotides. Its product is annotated as photosystem II CP47 reaction center protein-like. The record is from RefSeq and is a predicted model, not a curated record. Gene Ontology annotation, molecular function: chlorophyll binding; phosphate ion binding. Gene Ontology annotation, biological process: respiratory electron transport chain; photosynthetic electron transport in photosystem II; photosynthesis, light reaction. Gene Ontology annotation, cellular component: photosystem II; thylakoid membrane. NCBI's taxonomy places the organism in Eukaryota, Viridiplantae, Streptophyta, Pinopsida, Cupressales, Cupressaceae. Bases 4 to 2928 code for a protein of 974 amino acids. The transcript has 4 exons.
UUCAUGGGUUUGCCUUGGUAUUGUGUCCAUACCGUCGUGUUGAAUGAUCCUGGCCGGUUAAUCGCUGUGCAUAUAAUGCAUACAGCUCUAGUUUCUGGAUGGGCCGGUUCGAUGGCUCUUUACGAAUUAGCAGUUUUCGAUCCAUCCGAUCCUAUUCUUGAUCCAAUGUGGAGACAAGGUAUGUUCGUUAUACCUUUUAUGACUCGUUUAGGAAUAAAGGAUUCAUGGGGUGGAUGGAGUAUAACCGGAGAAACCGGAUCUAAUCUAGGUAUUUGGAGUUAUGAAGGUGUGGCCGGGGCACAUAUUGUGUUUUCUGGCUUGUGCUUUUUAGCAGCUAUCUGGCAUUGGGUAUAUUGGGAUCUAGACGUAUUCUGUGAUUCCCGUACAGGAAAACCUUCUUUAGAUUUGCCUAAGAUUUUUGGAAUUCAUUUAUUCCUCUCAGGAGCAGCUUGUUUCGGAUUCGGAGCGUUUCAUGUAACGGGUUUGUAUGGCCCUGGAAUAUGGGUGUCUGAUCCUUAUGGACUAACUGGAAAAAUACAGCCUGUAAAUCCGGCAUGGGGAGCUGAAGGUUUUGAUCCUUUUGUUCCGGGAGGAAUAGCUUCUCAUCAUAUUGCAGCAGGUAUAUUGGGUAUAUUAGCAGGUCUAUUCCAUCUCAGUGUUCGUCCUCCCCAACGUUUAUACAAAGGAUUACGUAUGGGGAAUAUUGAAACUGUCCUCUCCAGUAGUAUUGCUGCUGUGUUUUUUGCAGCUUUCAUUGUGGCCGGAACAAUGUGGUAUGGUUCCGCAACCACUCCGAUCGAAUUAUUUGGUCCUACUCGUUACCAGUGGGAUCAGGGAUACUUCCAACAAGAAAUAGAUCGACGAGUUCGUGCCGAUCUGGCUGAAAAUCUGAGUCUAUCAGAAGCUUGGUCAAAAAUUCCCGAAAAACUUGCUUUUUAUGAUUACAUUGGGAAUAAUCCAACUAAAGGGGGGUUAUUCAGGGCGGGUGCAAUGGACAAUGGAGAUGGAAUUGCUGUUGGUUGGUUAGGACACCCUAUUUUCAAAGAUAAAAAUGGACAUGAGCUUUUUGUACGUCGUAUGCCUACCUUUUUCGAAACAUUUCCAGUCGUUCUAGUAGAUGAAGAAGGAAUUGUGAAAGCCGAUGUUCCUUUUAGGAGAGCAGAAUCAAAAUAUAGUGUUGAACAAGUAGGUGUAACUGUUGAGUUCUAUGGUGGUGAACUUGAUGGAGUUAGUUUUGGUGAUCCUGCUAUAGUCAAAAAAUAUGCUAGACGCGCACAAUUAGGUGAAAUUUUUGAGUUAGAUCGUGCUACUUUGAAAUCGGAUGGUGUUUUUCGGAGUAGCCCAAGGGGUUGGUUUACUUUUGGGCAUGCUACAUUUGCUCUUCUUUUCUUUUUUGGACAUAUUUGGCAUGGUGCUAGAACUCUAUUCAGAGAUGUUUUUGCCGGUAUUGAUCCGGAUUUGGAUGCUCAAGUAGAAUUUGGGGCAUUCCAAAAACUGGGAGAUCCAACUACUAAAAGACAAGUGAUCUCAACCAAUACUAUUGUUUUUAUGGCUACACAGACCAUUGAUGAUACUUCCAAAACCGGACCAAUACGAACUACUGUAGGAGAUUAUUUAAAACCACUUAAUACAGAAUCUGGUAAAGUUGCUCCCGGAUGGGGAACUACUCCUUUUAUGGGCAUUGCAAUGGCCCUAUUUGCAGUAUUCUUAUGUAUUAUCUUGGAGAUUUAUAAUUCUUCCAUUUUAUUAGACGGAAUUCCAGUUAGUUGGUUUACCUAUCUCAAUAAAGUAUACGAUUGGUUCGAAGAGCGUCUCGAGAUUCAGGCGAUUGCGGAUGAUAUCACUAGUAAAUAUGUUCCUCCCCAUGUGAAUAUAUUUUAUUGCCUAGGGGGAAUCACACUGACUUCUUUUUUGGUACAAGUAGCUACCGGUUUUGCUAUGACUUUUUACUAUCGUCCCACCGUUCUAGAAGCUUUUGCCUCUAUUCAAUACAUAAUGACUGAAGUUAACUUCGGUUGGCUAAUCCGAUCGGUCCAUCGAUGGUCGGCAAGUAUGAUGGUUUUAAUGAUGAUCUUACAUGUAUUUCGCGUUUAUUUAACAGGUGGGUUCAAAAAACCUCGCGAAUUAACUUGGGUUACGAGUGUAAUUCUAGCCGUAUUAACCGUAUCUUUCGGUGUAACCGGUUAUUCUUUGCCCUGGGAUCAAAUUGGUUAUUGGGCGGUCAAAAUAGUGACCGGUGUGCCUGAGGCCAUUCCGUUAAUAGGAACUCCUUUGGUAGAGUUAUUACGCGGGAGUGCUAGUGUGGGUCAAUCUACCUUGACCCGUUUUUAUAGUUUACACACUUUCAUAUUACCCCUUCUUACUGCUGUAUUUAUGUUAAUGCACUUUCUAAUGAUCUGCAAGCAAGGAUUCAUUCAUAAAAAUCUACUUAUCCCAAUAACAAAGAAACCUGACUUAAAUGAUCCUGUAUUAAGGGCUAAAUUAGCUAAAGGCAUGGGACAUAAUUAUUAUGGCGAGCCCGCUUGGCCUAAUGAUCUCUUAUAUAUUUUUCCAGUAGUUAUUUUUGGUACUAUUGCAUGUACCGUAGGUUUAGCAGUUCUAGAACCAUCAAUGAUUGGUGAACCGGCAAAUCCAUUUGCAACUCCUUUGGAAAUAUUACCCGAAUGGUAUUUUUUCCCCGUAUUUCAAAUACUUCGUACAGUACCUAAUAAAUUAUUAGGUGUCCUUUUAAUGGCUUCAGUACCUGCAGGACUAUUGACAGUCCCUUUCUUGGAGAAUGUGAAUCAAUUUCAAAAUCCAUUUCGUCGUCCAGUAGCUACAACAGUAUUCUUAUUCGGUACCGCAGUAGCUCUUUGGUUAGGUAUUGGGGCAACGUUACCUAUCGAUGAAUCUUUAACUCUAGGUCUUUUCCAAUUUGAUCUAAUUUAGAAUAUCUUAAUAUAGGAGAGGAGGGAAAUCUUUUGUUUAUAUAUCUAGGGAGUCGUUGCUUUAAGAUAAAGGGUCUCUCCCUAGAUAUAUUUUUUAUCAAAUAUUUUCUAAUA